GGAUUCCAUCCUCAGUAGCAAAAUGAAAAAGGAUACAACAUCUUAAAGAAGUAGCUCAUGCAGCUUUAAUAGAAUGCAUGGAGCAAGACUAAAAGGAAAGUUACUAAAACAUUAACAAUGACAGUAAGGGUUUAGACGCUUUUACUUUUCUGCCUUUAGAUAUUUUAUAUUUUCUGGCUAAAAAAAAAAAACCACUAAAUAAAGAAGGCUUAACAUAACAGGUAGAAGUCUAGACAAGGAUAUCAGCAUACUUGAAAAGACAAUAUGUGAACAGAAGUGUCUGCUGGCCCCUGGAGAAGGGCCUCUAAGAGAAAUUUGUGAAAGUUUACCCAACACUGCCAGGGAAAAGUGAGGUGGAUGCCUCAGACUUGGAAGACACUUCAGUAUUAAAAUCAUUCAUUCAUCUUAUGCUUACUUCAAUUCAAUGCCUAACAAGCAAAAUUCUGGUUUUAAUUGGAGCUCAUACAGGUUCUGAUAGUAAGCACCGAUCACACCAACACAUUCCUAUGUCAAUUUGUACCUCAGUCUGCCGUGAGUUGUGAAUGGGAAUCAGUUCUGGAGCAAUCAGUCAAUUCUUGGUGAUAAGUUCUCAUUUCGGGACCUACAAAGCAUACCAGGUGAAGACAGCAUGGGAGGAAAGAACUCCACACCUAAGCCCCAAUAUGACAUCUCCUCUACCGUCGCCCCGACGACCACGAGCUCUGCACCCUGUCAUUCCAGCCGUCCCAACCCAGCAGAUUUAAUCUUGGUCUUUUUGGCUGGGGUUCUACUGACACUGCUGCUGACGGCCAUGGUCUUCCUCAUCGUUAAGAGCUGCAGAAGAUGUCACUACAGUCCCCAGGUCCCAGAUCCUCACCCGGACUCUCCUGCCAAGCGUUCAUCCCCACAAGAGGACCCGCUAACCUACGCCAGCAUGUCCUUCCAACCCUUGGAAAAGAAGAGCCACAGCUUGACUGCAAACCAUUCUGCGGACUUAGACCCUGUCGUCUACGCUCAGGUUAAAGUGACAAGCCAGUGAGGCUGGACUCCAGUUCCUCUCAUCUCAACAUAUUCUUUUCUGGUCUUCUACAAUUUUUUGACUGCAGCCCACGUGAAACUGCAGAGUUGUUUAGGUGUGAUCUGACAGUGGGAUCCAGAAGUCUCCAAGACCAGUGGUCAGUCAUUUUCCUGGCCAGAGGAAAAAGGUUGCUGGCCUUCCUACUUGUACCAACAGACGGACAGCUAGCUGAGGGCCUCCCCGGUAGCCUCCCAAAGGGUGUGAGACAGAGCUCAGUGUUCAGAACGUAAUCCCCCAGGGUCAUUGAUCAACUAGGGAGGAGUCAACCCAAUGAACAAUCUAUCAGGAAUUCCAAAAAAGGCAAAACCCUCCCAAAUAUUGGCUCCUUCUUCAUCAGUAAUUAGUCUAUCAUAGUCACCUUCUCCACAUGUCAGGACCAGUGUUUUACACAAAUACAAAAUCCACAUUGUAUAAAGCACUAUUCAAAUGUGGGUUUCCAUAUCCUUACUAUGAUGUAUGCAAUAUGCAUAACAAUCUUACAUGAGAACCAAAAAUAAAAAUUAAUCUAAACAUUAAUUCCCCUCCAAUCACAAUGGAUAAUCAUAUAGGCAAUCCCAUUAAAGAUAUCAAUCCCAUUAAAAAAAAUUCUAGGCACACUUACCUUAAAAUUCCCACUUAAAUAAUAAACAAGAAAGAAAAUCAGGAAAAUUCAUACAGACAAAUUAAUGAUAAAUAAAAUUUAUGUAGGAAAGCUAGCCUUAGCAGCUAACUUAAAGCACCUGUUUUGAUUUCUUUUUUAAAGACACUUUAUUAAUAUAUUAUUUACACAUGCCUCACCUAUUUACAUAGUAUAAUUCUAUGGUUUUUUUAAAUUUAUUUCUUACAUACAUGACAAUAGUGGAGUGCAUUACAUUCAUAAUUAUCCAUUCACUAAUUCAAUGUUUUUAAUGUAUUUACCAUAUUGUGCAACUAUCACAAAAAUCUAAUUUUAGAAUAUCAACUUCCUAAAAGAAUUUCCACACACUUUAGGAGUCAAUCCUCAUCUUCUCACCCUAAGGCCCCUAAAUAAUCACUAAUAUGCUGUCUAUCUCUAUAUGUUUGCCUAUUCUGAACUUUUCACAUAAGUGGAAUCCUACAAUAUUUGGCUUCUUUGACUUAACAUAAGUUUAACCAUUUUGCAGCAUGUAUCAGUAAUUCAUUCCUCUCUAAUAUUGAAUACGGUUGCUUUAUAUGGUAUGCCACCUUUUGUUUGAUCAUUCAACAAUUUAUGGAAAUUCAAACUGUAUCCACUUUUUAGUUAUGAACAUUGCUGCUGUAAUAACAUUUCUGUACUAGUACCUAUUUUGUUAAGCACGAUUAAUUAUUAUGCUAAUGAUGCAUGAAUAAAUAAAUCAGUAGAAUAGAAUAAAAAAAGACCAGAACUAAACUAAAAUACAUAUGGACAUUUAGAUUUGGGAGAUGGUUUAUUAAAUGAUUUGAGAAAAUUUGGUUUAUUCAGUAAAUGGUAUUCAGAUUUUUAAAAAGUAACCAUGAACCAUCUCACUCCUUAUGUCAAAAUAAAUUCCAGGUAUGUCAGAAACUAAACUGUAAAAGAUCAUUAAAGUACUGUAAUAAAUAUAAGAGUAAAAAUAAUUCAGAGUGGGUCAUGUCUUUAAACUUAUGACACAAACCCCAGAAAUCAGAAUAUAUUAACUUGAUUUAUAAAAUACCAUUAGAAAGUCAAAAGACAAAUGACACAUUUGCAAAACAUUUCCAAAGCAUCUCACAGAUGAAGGACUAGUUUUCUUAGUAUAUAAAAAAAAAAUCUGAACAUAAGUUUAACCAUUUUGCAGCAUGGGAAUUGGUCAAAAGGGAAACUAAUGGUUCUUAAAAACAUACGAACAGAUACUCACUCGAGUUCACUCAUAAUAAAAGCAAUAGUAAUUAGAACUACAAUUAGGUGAUGUUUUAUAUCAAUAAUGUUUUAUAUCAAAAAGUUGCUAAAGAUCUGUGAGGGCAAGAUUGUGGGGACCAAAGACAGUUCAAGUAUUAUCGAAGACAAUUUGAUAUUGUAAGUUCUGUUUCCAAGAAUUUCUAAACAAUUCUAUUGCUAAGAAUUUACCCUCCUUAAAUACAUGGAAAAUUCGCUAUAUAAUUUCAAAUGCAGCAUUAAUCAAAUUGGUUGAAACUGAUAAUCCAGGCACUCUUCUAAGUGCUUGGCACUUAUUCGUGGAAUCCUCAUAGAAUCCCAUGACGUCAUAAUCAGUCUCAUUUUAGAUACAAAAGCGGGGCACAGUGAGGGUCAGUAAGUUGCUCAAGUUCAUACUGCUAGUAAGUAAUGGCCCUGGAAGUCAGCCCCAGGUAGGCUGGUGCCAGAUUUUGCACAUUUAUUCAUCAUGCUCAACUCUGUAACAGCAAGACUGAAACCAUGUCCAUUGAGAAGGGACUGGUUCACAAAGUCCAGUGCAGCCAUUAGAGAGAAUGAAGGUCUAUCUGG
Molecule: messenger RNA, 3473 nt
Organism: Ictidomys tridecemlineatus (thirteen-lined ground squirrel)
Lineage: Eukaryota; Metazoa; Chordata; Mammalia; Rodentia; Sciuridae
Source: RefSeq, a predicted model, not a curated record